CAGGCUGAAUAAUGUAUGCAAGCAACCAAACAACCGGGGUUUAAAAAAAUACUGCAUCGAGCAGGCCUGGUUGGGCUUGAUGGAGGCAACCAAACUCGCCACGUCUGGGAAGUGGGCGCGGACGGCGACGGUCCUCCCGGCCCGUACGGUCCACGCUGCCGACGCCCUCCACGCAACGCAAAGGCAGGCUGGGACACUGCUAAAAAGAAAAAGGCAGGCUGGGACAGAGUCUUAGAAGCCACUCGGUUUCGUAUAAAGCCCCUCGGCUCGCCCCAAAUUGGCCAAAUCACAACACCGAGCCCAAACUAUGCCCCGGCUGCACCAGCUCCCAUUCCUCGCCGUCGAGCUCACCGGACACCGCCCGAAGCCAAGAUGACUACUUCCAGGCGCCUUGCUGACAGGAAGACAUCGAAGUUCCAGAAGAACAUCACCAAGAGGGGUUCGGUGCCUGAAACCACUGUGAAGAAGGGGAAUGACUAUCCUGUUGGACCUAUAGUGCUUGGAUUCUUCAUCUUUGUGGUCAUCGGAUCAUCUCUGUCUCUGCAGCUCUGUUUCAGAUAAUCAGGACAGCGAGCAGUGGUGGGAUGGCCUGAACACUGUCAUACAUUAAUACAGUUGCAGCUAAAUCUGUUUGAUGUCGUCAUAGUUUGUCUUCUUAAAAGUACCUAGUUUGAACUGAUGUUGUAAGAACUGUAAACAGAGUUAUCAAUCUUAUACAUGUUAAACGGACAAGUUUGUCUC
This is a messenger RNA of Triticum aestivum (bread wheat), 741 nucleotides long. RefSeq lists its product as uncharacterized. Gene Ontology annotation, cellular component: endoplasmic reticulum. The record is from RefSeq and is a predicted model, not a curated record. Bases 16 to 561 code for a protein of 181 amino acids. The transcript has 3 exons. Lineage: Eukaryota; Viridiplantae; Streptophyta; Magnoliopsida; Poales; Poaceae. Gene Ontology annotation, biological process: endoplasmic reticulum unfolded protein response.